AUGUUUGGUACCGUCAAUCAAGUCACUACCGCGUCGAGACAGCUUUGGUCAUUUGCCAGAGACAGGGGCUUGCCAUUCAGCUCGUAUCUUAGCCAUGUGCGACCCGGCUGGGAUGUCCCUCUCAACGCGAUCACGUUGACUCUUGUGUUCGCCUUAAUCAUCAGCUUCAUCAUCCUCGGCUCGCCAGUCGCAGUCUUCACGCUCUCGUCAAUCUCAGUAUCAGGUCUCUACUCUAGCUACAUUAUCUGCGUCGGUUGCGUGGCGUGGCGUCGCAUCAAGGGACAGCCGCUUCUGCCAUCCCGCUUCAGCCUAGGGAAGGCUGGUCUUGCCAUCAAUUUGAUUGCUUUGGCAUUUCUCAGCGUUCAAUGGAUCUUUCUUUUCUUUCCCACGGCACCACAUCCUACGGCUCCCAACUUCAACUGGACUUGUCUGAUAUUUGGGGUUGCGGUCGUAUGGUCCUUGGCCUACUAUUAUUUGUGGGGAAAGAAAGAGUAUCAGGGACCGGUAGAGUAUGUGAGGAAAGGCGAGUAG
This is a messenger RNA of Recurvomyces mirabilis, 531 nucleotides long. RefSeq lists its product as uncharacterized. Gene Ontology annotation, molecular function: transmembrane transporter activity. Gene Ontology annotation, cellular component: membrane. NCBI's taxonomy places the organism in Eukaryota, Fungi, Ascomycota, Dothideomycetes, Mycosphaerellales, Teratosphaeriaceae. Gene Ontology annotation, biological process: transmembrane transport. The transcript is spliced from 2 exons. The record is from RefSeq and is a predicted model, not a curated record. Bases 1 to 531 code for a protein of 176 amino acids.